Messenger RNA from Ananas comosus (pineapple), 2276 nucleotides. RefSeq names its product MLO-like protein 9. Gene Ontology annotation, biological process: defense response. Bases 79 to 1734 code for a protein of 551 amino acids. The transcript is spliced from 16 exons. Lineage: Eukaryota; Viridiplantae; Streptophyta; Magnoliopsida; Poales; Bromeliaceae. The record is from RefSeq and is a predicted model, not a curated record. Gene Ontology annotation, cellular component: membrane.
GGAACUGCUGCAGCUUCUAAUUAUUAGAGAGAGAGAGAGAGAGUGUGUGUGUGUGUGUGUGUGUGUGGGCGUUUAAACAUGGCGGGGGGUGGCGGUGCGAGCACGGGGCGGGAGCUGAGCGAGACGCCGACGUGGGCGGUGGCGGUGGUGUGCGCGGUUAUCAUCGUCGUCUCCAUCUUGCUCGAGAAGGGACUUGACCACCUCGGAGAGUUAUUUACCAAGAAACGCAAGAAGGCUCUCUCCGGAGCUCUCGAGAAGAUUAAAACUGAGUUGAUGAUUCUCGGCUUCAUCUCUUUACUGCUGACUUUCGUAACGAAGUACAUUCUUCUAAUCUGCAUACCAGAGAGCGCGGCAGAUACCAUGUUACCGUGCCGCCUCAGAAAAAAAGGUGACAGCGGAGGGGAACGGCGAAGACUUUUAUGGGAAGCUGCAAUUUCAAAUUCGAAUCGUAGGAUCUUAGCUACAGAUACGAUAAAAGCGUGUCCUGCUGGGAAGGUUCCACUUGUCUCUUCACAUGGACUACAUCAGCUUCACAUUUUCAUUUUCUUCUUGGCCGUUUUUCAUGUAGCAUAUAGUGCUAUUACAAUGGCUCUCGGAAGAGCAAAGAUUCGCAACUGGAAGGAGUGGGAGAAGGAGACUUCAUCCCUUACUUACGAAUUCUCUGCUGAUCCUUCACGAUUCAGGCUCACUCACGAGACAACUUUCGUGAGACAGCACGCAAGUUUUUGGAGCAGGCCACAAAUUUUGCUUUAUACGGUUAGUUUCUUCCGGCAAUUUUUUAGGUCUGUUGGCAAAUCAGAUUACUUGACGCUGCGCCAUGGAUUCAUCACUGUUCAUUUAGCUCCUGGAAGUAAGUUUGAUUUCCAAAAGUACGUAAAACGGUCUUUGGAGGAUGACUUUAAGGUAGUUGUCGGCGUCAGUCCUGUUUUAUGGGCAUCUGCUGUGAUCAUUUUGCUUCUUAAUCUUCAUGGUUGGGACGAAUUGCUCUGGGCAUCGACGAUGCCCCUCGUUGUAAUCUUGGCAGUUGGAACAAAGCUGCAGGCCAUUAUUGCAGGGAUGGCCAUUGAGAUCCAAGAGAGGCAUGCUGUGGUUCAGGGAAUCCCUCUAGUGCAGCUUAGCGACAAACAUUUCUGGUUCGGACGUCCUCGCUUAGUUCUGUUCCUCAUCCAUUUCACUUUGUUCCAGAAUGCGUUUCAAAUUACUUCUUUUGUUUGGAUGUGGUAUGUGUUUGGCUUGCACUCUUGCUUCUAUGAGAAUAGGAGUCUUCUUACCGCAAGAUUGUGUCUCGGCGUGGCGGUCCAAUUCGUGUGCAGCUAUGUUACGCUGCCACUUUAUGCUCUUGUGUCUCAGAUGGGAUCACAGAUGAAGAGGUCCAUCUUCGACGAGCAGACGUCGAAGGCCCUCAAGAAAUGGCACGAAGCUGUUAGAAAGAAGAAAACCAAUAGAGUAUCCCUGCAUCCUACUUUGGCGAGCCGAGACACGAACCCUGGAACAAGCACAAACACGACCACUCUUUAUCGAUUCAAAACUGUAGGACACACUGGCAGAAUAAGAGAAUCCUUCUCAGACACGGAUAACUCGGAUCAAGAAGCAGACGUGCCGUCGACGUCACCACCAGCAACCGAGAACUUGACUUCGAGUAACAUGCAGGAGAGCCAACAAGAGAGGCGUAUCGACGUAGACGACUUCUCGUUCUCAAAGCAUUCUGCUGCGCAAAACAGGCAAGAUCCGUGAAUGUAAGGCGAGGGAAGACGAAAAGUACAAACAAAUUUCCUUCUUGAUGAAGGGUCUGAUCGUGGGGUCACCGAGCACACCUCAAAUCCACAUAAGAUACUAGCGCAGCGGAAACAGAAUCUUUCGUAGACAUAUUCGUAGAAAAAACAAGCACAAGGAUAACAAAGCAAUAAAGAAAACAAAAAAUAAUAAAAACAUAAAAUUUACGUGGUUCGGCCAAUCUCGAGUCGGUCUACAUCCACGGACAAGACCACCUCAAUACUUUUUUCGAUUAAUUCACAGCACAAAAGUAUAAAGGAGUCGAUUGGAUGAUAGGAAACUCUCUCUUAAUAGCUCUCCACCUUUUUCUCUCAAUUAUGGUGUCUACAAUGAAGCUCAUAAUUUAAAAAAUUAAUUACAAGAGUUUAUAUAAUCCUAAAAUUCUAAUCCUAAUAGUAAACAAUUUUCGCCUUCCAUUCAAGUCUGAUUCACAUGUAGUCAUCAAUAUCCUUUUAAGAAUACUCUUUAGGGCGCGUUUGGUUCGAGUUAUGUACUAUUACAGA